GCGCGCCAAAAUUAAGACCGAGGACAAAAGUCAAUGCCGUGUGUUAUGUCUGCGCAUUGAAUUGUUAGGUUGGAAAUGGUCGAAGAAAUGGACAGUGGAAAUGUUUCUCUGAAGCAGACUCGUCUUCCUUUUAAAAUGUUGGAUGCUAAAUCCGAUGCGCAUCCUAUCGAAAACGUGCGAAAACGAAAGUUAUCUGAUUGUGAUGACAACAACGAUGUGGCUAAGUGUAAAAAAGGUAGCGAAACGUUAUCACUCUCCAAUUUUGAUAAAGUCGAGGCAAAUGUCGAGAUCGAAAAUAGACCAAACGUUACGUCUAGUCCCAAAAUUACUAAGCAAACUAAACGACUUUCGCAGAAUUGCACCGAAGCAAUGACAUUAUCCCCACUUAAACGAGCAGAAUUUCUCGAAUCGAGCACUUGUACGUCCAAAACUAAUAAAAAUAUAGAAACCUUUAAUGAUUCUGGAUUAGAUUCCAGUGCAUUGGUGGAAGAAAACAACAAAGGUGAACCAUCUGCAAUUAAUUCGUUCUUGGACGAAUCUUACAAUGAUACUGCGAGAGUCGACAGUUCUCGGAAUAAUUCCAAUGUUGAAUUUGUAGGUAAUUCCGUGAGUGGUGGCAAUGCUUCUUCGACUGCAGAUUCUCCUACCGAUGAAAGUUUAAAUAAUAACAGUCCCUUGAUAAUUGAUAUUGGGGACGGUGACGACGAUGAUAAUAGUCCAGGAAUUAAAACUGCAAAUGUUAAUAAAAUGAAAUUAACUAAGAUUCAGAAAGAAAAAAUUAAACGGGAAAGACAGAGAAUAAGAUUGGAAACGAAGGAACGUAAAGAAAGAGAGAGAUUGGAAGCCAAAGCUAAGAAAGAAAGAGAAAGAAACGAGAAGUUAAAGAAGAAAAAGGAAAGAGAAGAAAAGGAACGUCUCGAAAGACUGAAACAGAAAGAAGAAAGGCGUCAGCAGAAACAGUUGUUAUUGGAGUCUAAAUUACUGGAAAAGAAAAAACGAGAAGAAGAGAGGCAAAAGAAGUUAGAAGAGAAGAAAAGGGCCGAAGAAGAGAAACAAAAGAAAUUAGAAGAGAAACGAAAAGCUGAAGAAAUGCAAAAAAUGCUGGACGAGAAGAGAAAGGCAGAAGAAGAGAAGAAGAAGGAAAGAGAAAAGGCUGCUUUUGUUAGCUUUUUUGUAAAAACAGAACCUACACUGUUACCUAUGAUUGAUUAUCAAGAAAGUUUAUUUCUUCCAUUUGAAAUUACAAAACAUAUGAAAGUUGCUCCUCCUGUGCCUUCAAUUGCUUUUGAAAAGUUUAAUCAAGAAAACUUUGAAAGCUUAGUAAGUGCUCAAAAUGAAAAUGUAUUAUAUACAAACGAACUUAAAAUUGGAGCACGUAAGCCGUAUAAGUUUUGUAAAGAGUUCAGAAGUGACGUUGACGAAAUAGAUGAUGAUGUUAUUGUUAUAGAUAGCAAAGAAUGUGAAAUGAAGAAGAAAUUAAAACCUAAAUUAUUACAAUUUUGUGAAAAUGUUAGACCACCGUAUUGGGGGACUUGGAGGAAAAAAAGUAUUAAAAUUUCUGCUAGGAAACCUUUACAAAAAGAUUCAAAUUGUUUCGAUUAUGACAUAGAUAGUGAUGAAGAAUGGGAAGAGGGGGGUCCGGGGGAGAGCUUAUCGGGUACCGAAGACGAAAAAGAAAGCGAAGACGAUUACGAAGUGGAUAACGAUUUUUUCGUGCCUCACGGAUAUUUAUCGGAAGACGAAGACGGAGAUGAAAAUCUUAGUCUGGAAUCUAAGAGGGCUCUUUUAAAAAUGAGAGAGAGAGAAUUUCAAGAUGAAAGAAAUAAAAAGUGCUCGGAAUUAAAGCCUGAAAUUAUUGCAACAUUUAAAGGGAACGGAAAAAUUGAAUGGACAGCCAAGUUGGAGGAUACGUUAAAGUUAUAUUCUCCUGUUUUUCUAACAUCGUGUCCAAUAAUGACGACACAGAUAUCAUGUAAAUCCUCUCAAGAUUCACGUGUAGAUACCGCUAAUUUAUCAUCGUCCUGUUUGUGUGAACUUCAAAAAUCUAGCUCAAAACAAUUUGUUCCAGAAGAAGCCAUGCCACAUCUAAUUAAACUCGUUCAUGCAAAUACAUUUGGUCGUCAGACCGUAAUUAAAGAAUUUCAAAAAUUUUGGCAACAACACUGUUCAGAUAAGUCAGAUGCAGAAUCUUCACUACAAGUAAGUGUUCCAGCUUUAUCUGAAAAUAUCGGUCAAAACGCGAACUGUCCACAGCCGCCAAAUUUAAAAAUUGGUCGCAUAUCGAAAAGGCAGGUAGAUGUCACUCUUCAGAAGAUAGCCGAGUGGUGUAAAAAUCUCACUCUGAAUAAACAUUGCUGGUGGGUUCACGAGGAAGUUCUGCAACAGUACAAUCUGACAGAUCUUCCAGUGCCUAAUAAUUGGCAGUACGUAACUCCACCGAAAGAAUUGAAACGCUCGAGUAUCACAAAUAAAGAUACGCCGUCUAUUAAAAAGUUUGCAAAAAUCAUUACUCUUAGUAAUUAAAAUGAUAUAUUGGUUUAGUUUAAAUAUUGUGUUUAUAUCUAUUGUAAUUCACAAGGAGCUUUUAUAGCUAGGUGGAUAAAAAAAGAAAUUAGUUUGUUAGUGAUAUUUAUACAAAUG
This is a messenger RNA of Centruroides sculpturatus (bark scorpion), 2640 nucleotides long. RefSeq names its product chromatin assembly factor 1 subunit A-like. The record is from RefSeq and is a predicted model, not a curated record. The transcript has a single exon. NCBI's taxonomy places the organism in Eukaryota, Metazoa, Arthropoda, Arachnida, Scorpiones, Buthidae. The coding region runs from base 76 to 2523 and encodes 815 amino acids. Gene Ontology annotation, cellular component: nucleus; CAF-1 complex. Gene Ontology annotation, biological process: nucleosome assembly.